AUGGUCCAAUUCAAUCUAACCGAAGACCAAAAGGCUUUGCGCGCCAAAGGAGCCAAGGUUGCAAAAGAAGUCCUGACACACGCCUAUGCAGACUACUCUAAGCACUCUGACCAACUCACGCGGUUCCGAGCAACUCGGCCAUACUACGGCAAGUUAAUAAAAGAGGGAUUACUCAAGGCCUUUAUCCCCAAGGCCGCAGGCGGUGACGCAGAUACCCUCUUGGAGACUGCCUUCCUUCUGGAGGAGCUUUAUGCAGUCGAGUCCAGCAUUGUGAUCCACCUAGUCGGCAGUGCUUUGGGAUUGUUACCUCUGGUUCUUGGCGGCACAUCCGAGCAGCAGGAGAGGUUCUUGAAGCCUUUCCUCUCCGGUGAAGGUGAUCCCCUGGCAAGUCUGGCUCAUUCCGAACCAGGUGGAACUGCGAAUCACCUUGAACAAGGAGGGAAGGGUCUUGGAGUAACUGCCAGGAAAGAGGGCGAUUUUUACAUUGUCAAUGGCGAAAAGCUAUGGACCACAAAUAGUGCCGGCUGGGACGGCAAAGGAGCAGAACUUACGUGCCUGUGCGCACGGUAUUCUGAGGACAGCCUCUCAGAGAAGUCCGGCGUCAACCCUGCAGACAAUUUGAUGGUACUUAUGGUGACUCGAGAGAUUGUGGCUCAAAACACCCCAGAGGCAUUUCAACUGCUCAGCGAACCUGAGCUCUUCGGGCACAUUGCUGUUACUGGUCCUCACACCCGAUACACCAACUUCAAAGUGCCAGCUGAUCACGUUCUUUUUGCCCCCGGCAAGGCCGGACCAUACAUCGAACAAGCCUUUGGCAUCUCCGGAGCUCUUGUUGGGGCCAUGGCAGUCGGUACCAUGCGCGCCGCUUUCGAAAAGGCACUCAAAUUCGCAAAGAACGACCAUCGCGGCGGAUCCAUGCCCAUUAUCCAAAGACAGAGUCCUGCAGACCUGCUCAUCGGUGCGAAAAUAAAGAUCGAUACUUCCCGAAUGCUCGUAUGGAAAGCACUCGACAGCUUGGGCAACGGUCCAGGAGAUGCGAAAUCUCGCUUCGAGUCCUGCCUUACAGCCAAAAUCUACAGCAGUGAUUCAGCAGUCACCUGCGUCUGGGACUGCAUGCAAGUGGUUGGCAUGACCUCGUACGCUGAAAGCGCUGGCUUCUCGCGCCUUCUGGCAGAUGCUGCUGUUUUCCCCUUGUUUGAUGGUGGAAACGUUGGCAUCAGGCGACGCCAGUUCCAAAAACUCAUGUGUGAGGAGGAAUACAAGCCGUGGGCAAAUCUUUAG
This is a messenger RNA of Colletotrichum paranaense, 1281 nucleotides long. RefSeq lists its product as uncharacterized. Gene Ontology annotation, biological process: butyrate catabolic process; fatty acid beta-oxidation using acyl-CoA dehydrogenase. Lineage: Eukaryota; Fungi; Ascomycota; Sordariomycetes; Glomerellales; Glomerellaceae. Bases 1 to 1281 code for a protein of 426 amino acids. Gene Ontology annotation, molecular function: flavin adenine dinucleotide binding. The transcript has 3 exons. The record is from RefSeq and is a predicted model, not a curated record.